This is a messenger RNA of Heterobasidion irregulare TC 32-1, 2211 nucleotides long. Its product is annotated as major facilitator superfamily. Bases 126 to 1658 code for a protein of 510 amino acids. The record is from RefSeq and is a predicted model, not a curated record. Gene Ontology annotation, cellular component: membrane. Gene Ontology annotation, molecular function: transmembrane transporter activity. The transcript has 9 exons. Gene Ontology annotation, biological process: transmembrane transport. Lineage: Eukaryota; Fungi; Basidiomycota; Agaricomycetes; Russulales; Bondarzewiaceae.
GCACGGCACAACAUGUCUUUCAAUAAAACCCCUGCCACAGGACAUCCAGUCGUCUUUGAACCGACCCUACGACUCCGUUUAACUUAACUUCCUUAAGGUGUUAGUGGUUCCUCCACACCAUAGUCAUGUCGUCCCCAGAAGACGCCUCGGCCUUCAUCCUGCCAGUGCAGUCCAAAGCACGCAAAUUCUCCCUGUUGGCGCUUUUCUGUAUCGCACAAUUCAUCGAUACGUUCAGUAUCUCGUCACUCAUCACGGCCAUUCCAAAAAUCUCUGAGGACCUGGGGUUGAGCACAGCUCAGGCUACAUGGUUGCUUUCUGGUUUCAGCUUGACAUUUGCGUCAUUUCUGCUCGUGAGCGGAAGGGUCAGUGAUGUGUACAGUCCAAAGGUCGUGUUCGUGGGCGGUAUCGGCGCCCUCGGUUUCAUCUCGCUAGGCGCUGGUUUCCUCAAGAGCAAAAUCCCACUCAUCGUCCUUCGUGCACUUGGUGGCAUAGCUGGUUCGAUGACUAUCCCAUCUGCCUUGGCACUCAUUGUCGCUAUGUUCCCUCAACCACUGGAACAAUCGCGUGCGAUCUCCCUCUUCGGAGGCUGUGGCGCUGUUGGAAAUGUCGCUGGUCUGAUCAUUGGUGGUGUCUUCACUCAAUUCGCGACCUGGCACUGGGUUUUCUGGUUUGUGACCAUCGUCGCGGUGCCCAUCUCUUUCGCUUGCAUCUUCCUCAUCCCAGCACAACCGAAAUCGGGUGAGCCACGGAUGCAGAGUCUUAAGCGACUCGAUGCGCUCGGUGUCUCCAUCCUUACAGUCGCGCUCGUCCUCCUGAUUUUUGCCAUGACUCAGGGCUCGUCAUCAGGCUGGGGAACUGGAGGCGUCAUUGCUCCGCUCAUCAUCUCCAUCUUCAUGAUCGCUGGAUUCUUCUAUUACGAGACGCUCAUCCCUACCGAUAUGGCUGCUAUUCCCCCAGCGACCUGGUUCAUCCCCAACUUCGCCGCUCUCUUCGGCGCCUCUCUUCUCCCGUACUUCUUCUGGACCACACAGUCUACGCUCUUCACCGAGCUCUGGCAAGGAGUCUACCACCGCUCUGCCAUUUCAGCUGCCGUUCACACAAUCCCAAGCAGUGUCGUUGCUUUCGCCCUCAACUUCACGGGUCCUCUCCAACACCGCAUCAGCCCUAAAUGGCUCAUCAUGUCAGGCCAGAUCCUCAUGGCGCUGGCGGGGAUCCUCGGCACGUUUGCGGACGGCGCGAACAAGUACUGGCGAUUCGAUUUCCUCGUCUUCAUCUUCGGAUCCGCUGGCGCCCAGUUGAUCUUCACCCACGACAACGUUGCUAUCUUCCGUGCGACGCCCCCACACAUGGCGGGUACGGUCGGUGCCAUCUUCAACGGUGGCCUCCAGCUAGGCUCCGCCGUGGGUCUCGCUAUCGCGACGUCCAUACAGGCCAGCGUCUCGCAGAAGCACGGAAGCCCAGACGACUACUCUGGCCGCGCAGCGGCAUAUUGGUUCAUUUUCGCCGCCGCCAUCCUCGGCGCGGUCGCGAUGUUCUUUUUCUACCACACCGACGGCGAUACUGCGCCACCAAGCGCCGGCAAUACAGUCACCGGCGAGGAGCAGGAGAAGGUCUCGGACUCGGGCAAGUCGGACGUGGAGGCGCGCGCGUCGCGGUGACCUCCGUAGCAUCCGUCUUGUGCCUCGUGUUUUGUAUUUUCUCUGCUCGCAUUGUUUCUCUUCGCCUGAUGACUUGCUUUACGCUUUGCAUAUUUUUACCCAUUCCCCGCACGGAAGAUAUCUAUUUAGACGCACACGCCAGACUGAGUGGAUCGAAGUUGGUCGAUUGACGGCGAUGUCCUCCCUAAUGCAUUUCCCCUCCUUCCGCAUGUCGAUAGUAAUGUAGCGAUACCUACAUAUGAUUCUUGGACGCUGUUCAGGCUAGUCUGUGGCUUAAUGCUCAUGCUGAUGAUCAUGACACCACCAUCGCCACGUGUUGACGUUGGUCGUGAUGAACGUACGACAUACUUGCGCUCAUUCACAGAAAAGAAAGUCGAUGUCUGUUCUGGGCGAGUAUCGUCGGGGCGUAGAUGUCACCGUCGUGGCGUAACCGUGGAUGGAAAGCACCUAGCCUUGGUCCGGUCGGAUCCUGGUCAGGGCCUCAUGUGGCACGAUAAGGAGGAGGUAGCUGGUCCAGUGGUUGAAAUGAUCAGAUCAUCACGGCCCUCGCUCC